AUGACUUGACGUGCUGCAUGCUCUUGCACUCAUCAUUUCCCCCGGCCCGUUCACUCUAGUACUCUACCAUUACCAAACUCUCGCUAUCCCACCCGCAAACGGAGAUUUCAUUCCUACACGGUAAUAAAAGAGCAAUCAUUCGAAAGCGGAACAAAGGCAGCAUUGUCGAAACCGCUUCACCCAGUUUCCGACCCCGCCAAUUUCCAGGACGACGACUCGAUUGAGAGAGGGUCGGCAACUUCACGCCACACAACCCAAAACUCCGGCGUAGCCGUCGGCGUUUCCGACCGACGAUAUACAGAACCAACCAAAUCAAACACACAGAGCUGCAGAGCGGGACUCGACACCGACAUGACGACCCCCCAGCUGCUCUCCAGGAAGACGAAUGGCGUAGUAGGUGGUCAAUCCUCCGCCGAUACGCCGAAAGCUGCAAGGACGAAGGCGCCAGCACAGGGCGAGAAGGUCGUCAUCAGGCGUUUGCCACCGGCAAUGACCGAGGAGGAAUUCAUCACCAUCUUGGGAGACGAAUGGAGAGCCGGGCGAGGCAAGGUCGACUGGUUCUCGUACUGGCCCGGGAAAGUAUCGCAACAUCCGUCAAAACCAUCACAGCCCUCGCGCGCAUAUCUGCACGUGACUCGGAGAGACGAGUUGCCAGCGCUCGUGCAGCACGUGCAGUCGGCAACAUGGGAGGACGCCAAGGAGACCUACAAUGACGUCGCCCUGGUGGCGCCACCUACCAUCGAAUUUGCCGCGUACAAGAAGACGCCCGGCGAGAAGAAGCGCGUCGACGGGCGACAAGGCACCAUAGACCAAGAUCCAGAGUUUAUGGGAUUCCUCGAGGCCUUGGCGAACCCCGAUGCGCAGAAGGAGGCUCUGGAGGGUGAUCAAGCCGCGGAAGAACUCGGCAAGACGGAGAAGACCACAACAACACCAUUGGUCGAGUAUCUCAAAGAGAAGAAGGCGGCUAGGGCCAAGGAGGUGGCGGCUGCGAAAAGCGCAAAACAUGCGCGCCAGGACUCGCAAGGAACGAAGGGCAAGGCCACCGCUGCGCCAUCCGAAGAGCCCAAAAAGAGAUCUCGGGAUGGCAGGGCUGAGAAGGAGAAGGGGGCGGAAAAGGGGGCGGAGAGACCAAGAGAAUCUGUUAAGAUCCUCACCAAGAAAGCCGCCGCCGCUGCGGAAGCCGCUGCCGAGGCUGCAAAAGCCGUCGCUGCUCAGAUGAAACCGACGCCUUCAUCCGGCUCGCAGCCCGGUGGCCAGGAACCGCCGCCCAAGAGCCGUCGAGCGGGAAUAGCAGCUGCGGCGCGGAUUUUGCAACGUGAUCUAGGCCUUAGUCCGGGUAACGCACAUCGCAAAGCCCGGCAAGAAGCCGCCAAGGCAGAUUCGGAGGCAAAGACCGCGACUACGAAAGAGAAUACAAAACCAGGCCCGCAGGCCGCUCCCGAGCCCGCACCACCUCCUACUCCGACCGAGCCUUUGGCAUCGCCUGCUUCGUCAAAGACGCAACCGUCCACUUCAAACAGGUCUCGGAAUAGAAAGCGUGGUGCUGGUGAGGACGGCACAAAGGGUAAAGGGGAAUGCGGUGGCGGGAAAGCUGCGGAAACUCCGGCCCCAACACCAGCAAAGACGCCUAUCGCGGUGUUGAAAAGGAAGGAUUCCCAGCAAGCUUCGUCUCCACAACCCGCCGCAGCGCCUCCCCCCGCGGGACCUUCCAAGACAACACCAUCUUCUCAGGCGGCGACAGUAAAUCCUCCUUCGGGGCCCAAGUCUGCAUCCCAAAAACAAACCGGGGCUUCCAAAAAAGCCAAUGCCCCGGCUACACCAACCUCAGGCGCCACUCGCGCCUUCAUCAAGCACGCCAACCAUUCCCAGGGCGUCACCGACGCCCUGCUCAGGGAGAGCCUACAGGUAUUCGGCACCGUAACAAACGUAGAGAUGGACCGCAAGAAGGGGUUCGCCUACGUCGAUUUCGCCGAGCCCAGCGGCCUCGUCAAGGCCAUGGCUGCCAGUCCCGUGUCGGUUGCACAGGCCACAGUGCAGGUCCUGGAGCGGAAGGAGAUGGGCAAGAAGGGGCCGGGACCGGGUGCGGGAUCCGGCCCCGCCCAGGGGAAGAACAACCCCCCUUCAUCUGCCCCUGCGCCGCCUCCUGCCCCGGCUGCGACCAAGACCCAGGCCGCUCCGCCCGCAGAGCAGACUUCGGCGCCCGCGACCCCGGUUUCCACCGGACCCGCAACGGAGAAGGCGGGCGGGGAGCAUGGCAAGCGGGGAGGGAGGAGGCGCGGUGGGAGGGGGAGGGGGGACAAGGACGCCAAGGAGGGCGGCGCGAAAAAGGGUGAUGGAGGAGGGGGUGUGUCUACCGCGCCGCCGGCGACUGGUUGAGGGGAGGGGGGUGGUCGUGUCCCCCCCCGUUGGGAUCUACACUACGCACGGUGUGGGUUGGGACUUGUCAUGAACCGUGGGUUAGAACUUGUCAUGGUUUGACGCGUGAUUUUGCGUUUGCGGCAAUUAUUCGUCCAUCUGGAUGUAUGGAGAACGAGCGAUUUGAUUUGCGUGCGAGGGCACUCUCUCACUAGGUAGCUCACCAAGCUGAGCUAAUAAUACACCCUUCACUGAGUUGCCCGCCUCCCUUCAUCUUACAUAACAAGUGUGUUUCCACGCAUGGCCUGGGGUGUGAGGAAGUACCCGAGGAGACACCAGCUCCAACCUGAGGAGAGCACCU
Messenger RNA from Chaetomium fimeti, 2716 nucleotides. RefSeq names its product Smg-4/UPF3 family-domain-containing protein. The record is from RefSeq and is a predicted model, not a curated record. Gene Ontology annotation, biological process: positive regulation of translation; nuclear-transcribed mRNA catabolic process, nonsense-mediated decay. Gene Ontology annotation, cellular component: nucleolus; cytoplasm. Lineage: Eukaryota; Fungi; Ascomycota; Sordariomycetes; Sordariales; Chaetomiaceae. Gene Ontology annotation, molecular function: mRNA binding. The coding region runs from base 352 to 2376 and encodes 674 amino acids. The transcript has 2 exons.